GAAGAAGAAGAAAUAGAAACGUCAAAUUGGUGAAAUUGGUAAAUAAACGUAGUAAAAAUGAAUAUUUUACCAAAGAAAAGAUGGCACGUACGCACGAGAGAGAACAUAGCGCGAGUAAGAAAGGACGAGGCCAAAGCCCUAGAAGAACAAAAAGCCAUCGAAGAACGAAUAAAACUAGCCGAACGCGAAUCCAGAAGGUCCUUCCUGUUGAAACGAAGCCGCUCCUCCGCCAAUUCCGCCUCUAACUUCACAACAACCCCCCAACAGGGAUCAUCUCAGCAUGUAAACCUCUUCGAAGAGCUCGAAGAGGGCGUGGCGGAGCAAAAGGAAACCAACAAAAACCACGAACAGGAGGCGAAAGAGGAGAAGGAGAAGUACGAGAAGCAAAUCGGCUACCUAACCUACCUCGGUCAAGACACCAACGAAGCCUCGGGCAAGAAGAGCUGGUACGAUGUGGCCCCCGAGAGGUCCACCGAACGAGCAGAAAUCGCCCUAAAAAGCAAGUUAAGAGAAGAUCCUUUGAACGAGAUAAGAAAACACACCGCUCGAGUCGAUGUAAGCGCAAAAACGAAGCCUUCGAUGGGCGAGAAAACGCGCGAAAAAUUCAAACGGAGCGAGUCGAGAUCGAGACAACGCGAGUCUGAGGAUGAAGCUGAAGAAACGGAGAAACGUCGAAGGAUCGAAUUGAUGCGAACGAAACGAUUGAAACGGGAGAACGAGGAACGAUUAAGGACCGAAGCUUUGCUGGCCAAAAUUCGAGGGGAUGAUAAAGAGCAGCCGAAGGAAGUGAAUGGCUUUAGAGCGAAGUAUAAUUCUCAGUUCAAUCCGUAUUUGGCUAAACAAAAUUAUAGUAAAUAAAAUAAAAC
Molecule: messenger RNA, 866 nt
Organism: Phyllotreta striolata
Lineage: Eukaryota; Metazoa; Arthropoda; Insecta; Coleoptera; Chrysomelidae
Source: the annotation of a GenBank genome assembly